Molecule: messenger RNA, 1458 nt
Organism: Penicillium verhagenii
Lineage: Eukaryota; Fungi; Ascomycota; Eurotiomycetes; Eurotiales; Aspergillaceae
Product: alpha-mannosyltransferase
Exons: 1
Coding region: 1-1458 (485 amino acids)
Biological process (GO): mannan biosynthetic process
Cellular component (GO): Golgi apparatus
Molecular function (GO): alpha-1,2-mannosyltransferase activity
Source: RefSeq, a predicted model, not a curated record
AUGAUGACUCGCCGAUUUCGAAUAACCCUUGCUUUUUGUCUUGCGGCCAUCUCGCUUUGGUACUUGCAUGGAGCCGUUACGGGCCCUAGUUAUCGGGAUUAUCUAACAGAUCAUUUGUCAACGGCAAGCUCUCGAAACACGACAGAAUAUAUCGAUUUCUGGCGUCAGUUUCAAUCCCUGCUGUUGACCCACAAGCCAACAUGCAACUCCCCAAAACGACUCAAAAAUGCAGAAACUACCGGCUUUAAGUCAUCCGGUGCCGGACCCCGCCCUGAUUUGCUGAAAAUGACUACUCGAGAUGUCCGCGCGAUGAAGAAAGCCCACGAAGACUUUGUCGACGCAAUUGAACUUCAUCCACCCGCUUUACCUUAUACACCUGGGACCCGAGGUCUGGUUACAACGGCAGGAGGGCCAUAUCUCCCGGUCUUGGUGAUUUCACUACGCAUGUUACGUCGCACAGGUUCACAACUACCUAUGGAGGUAUUCUUGGCCACGCCAGACGAGUACGAAAAGUUUAUCUGCGAUGAGGUCUUGCCGUCGCUCAACGCCAAAUGUGUCGUGCUGUCAGAAAUCAUGAACUCUGGGUCAAAUGGAAGUGGCAUUGAAAAAUACCAACUGAAACCGUUCGCGAUGAUGUUUUCUUCGUUUGAAGAGAUCCUGUUUCUAGAUGCCGAUGCGUUCCCAAUUUCCAAACCCGAGUCGCUGUUUGAACAGGAACCAUUCAAGAGCACCAAGCUCCUCACCUGGCCGGACUUCUGGGCAUCCUCUGCUUCUCCAUUCUACUACCAAAUUGCCUCACAGAGCGUCCCGGCAAUGGAAUCCAGACAGUCGACCGAAUCUGGCGAGGUUCUUAUCUCAAAACGAACACAUUUAAAGACCCUCCUUCUCUGCACCUACUACAAUUUUUGGGGUCCAACACAUUAUUAUCGUCUUCUCUCUCAAGGCGCCGCUGGAGAAGGAGACAAAGAAACAUUCAUCAAUGCCGCAGUUGCGGUCAACGAACCGUUCUACCAAGUCAGUGAACCUAUUUGCGCAAUGGGUCACAGGACAGAAGGCGGUCUUGCUGGUUCUGCAAUGCUUCAAUUCGAUCCGAUUGAAGAUUAUCAAUUGGCGCGAAGUGGAAAAGCGCAUGCAAAAGGGUCUCCAGCGGCUGCUCCCAAGGCAUUCUUCAUCCACGCCAACUUCCCCAAGUUCAAUCCAGCGACUGUCUUUUCCAAGCAGGCCGUCAACCCAGCUUUUAAUGACGAUGGAACAUACACUCGUGCUUGGACAAUACCCGAGGAUAAGAUCAAAGCUUUUGGGUCUGACGUUGAAAAACACUUUUGGGCAGAGAUCCUCUGGACUGGUUGCGAAUUAGAAACCAAAUUUCGAAGCUGGGGUAACAGGACCGAUAUCUGCAGCGGAGUGACGAAGUAUUGGUCUAGUGUUUUUGGAUCAGAAGAUCCAGCUAAUGUAUGA